AUGAGGCCCGCUGGCGGUUGCCGCGGGAGCGGGCUGCUGGUUCUCGGCCUCGCGCUCUCGGUCUCGGCGGCGCUGCUCCGUGGCUGCGCGGGGCAGCAAGCGGAGGAGGACGGCUCGGACGCCCCGGCGGCGGCGACGGCAACGGCCCCCAUGGAGGAGAAGGAGCGCAGGGCCCUGUACGCCGCCAUCGAGAGCUUCGUCGGCAUGGGGUGGAACGGCUCCAGGCUCUACCCCGACCCCUGCGGCUGGUCUCCCAUCCAGGGGGUGUCAUGUGAUCUCUUCAAUGGGCUGUGGUACCCAACAGUGAUGAGCAUUGGCCCAGUUCUUGACAACUCGCUGCGGUGCGCCCCUGACGCCAAGUUCAGCCCGCAGCUGUUCGACCUUCGGCGCCUCCGGACGCUGUCCUUCUACAGCUGCUUCCCGGCGAGCAACCCCACGGCCAUCCCGACCGCCGGCUGGGAGAAGCUGUCGGGGACGCUGGAGACGCUCGAGUUCCGCACGAACCCGGGACUCACCGGCGGCAUCCCGGCGUCCCUCGGCCGCUUGGCCAGCCUGCAGUCGCUGGUGCUCGUGGAGAACAACCUGACGGGGCCCGUGCCGGCCGAGCUGGGCGCGCUGUCGAGGCUGAGACGGCUGGUGCUGUCCGGGAACGGGCUGUCGGGGCCGAUCCCGGCGAUACUCGAUGUUGAUCGUGGACCUGAGCAAGAACUCUCUAACCGGCUCUCUGCCUUCGUCGCUAGGUGGCCUCACGGGGCUCCUGAAGAUGGACCUGAGCAACAACCUGUUGCAGGGCAGCAUCCCGCCGGAGCUCGCGGGGCUGAAGAGCCUCACACUACUGGACCUCCGGAACAACAGCCUGACCGGCGGGCUGCCCUAGUUCGUGCAGGGCAUGGCGUCGCUGCAAGACCUGCUGCUGUCGAACAACCCGCAGUUGGGCGGCGCGCUGCCGCAGUCCGGGUGGGAGACGCUGGUGGCGAACCUGGCCACUCUGGACCUGUCCAACGUUGGCCUCGUGGGAGCCAUACCGGCGUCCAUGGCGGCGCUGACGGGGCUCCGGUUCCUGGCGCUGGACCACAACCGCCUGACGGGCGCCGUGCCGCCCCAGCUCACCCAGCUGCCCAGCAUCGGCGCGCUGUACCUCAACGGCAACAACCUGACGGGGGCGCUGCAGUUCUUGGCCGGCGGUUCGCGUCGUGGGACAACCCCGGGCUGUGCUACAACAUCGCGGCCGUGGACGUGGCGCACGCGCCGUCGGGCAUGGUCGUGUGCAAGGACCUGCAGGAGCCCAGCGUGGCGCGGGACGGGGAGGAGGGCGGGAGGAAGCCCGAGGCGAGCUCCAGCGUCGUGGCCUCGUCGUCGUCGUCCGGCCGGUCGGCUGCCAGGGUUCUUCAGGGAAUGGCGGCUGCGGUUCUUGGAUUGAUGUCCCUCCUACUAUAG
Molecule: messenger RNA, 1437 nt
Organism: Miscanthus lutarioriparius
Lineage: Eukaryota; Viridiplantae; Streptophyta; Magnoliopsida; Poales; Poaceae
Source: the annotation of a GenBank genome assembly